GCUUAUAAAUGCUCUCUUUUGAAAAAAAAAUCUAACCGAUUGCAUUGUCAUUUUGAGAAGAAAUACAAACUCGACAACAACCAAAACCAAAAACCGUUUGGAUUCUCUAUCUAAAGAAUUAUGUCUUUGAGCCCACCCAGAACAAGAACCAAUGGCACCACAGUAAACUUCCAGCGAUACUGGUGCUACCAGUGCCAUCAAAUGGUGAGGAUUGACACCACGGACUCAUCAGAGAUCAUCUGCCCUCGUUGUUCAGGGCAGUUCCUUAGUGAGAUUGGAAUUAAUAGACCAAGACUGGUUGUUGAUUUCACUGCUUUUGAUCCUUCACCAGACGCUCGCUUACUUGAAGCACUAUCUCUAAUGCUUGACCCACCAAUCAGAAGAUUCAAUUAUAGUCUCGAUGAACCUGAACCUCCUCGUCGGUCCUGGUUUCGUAGACGGAAUCGACCUGACUUUAUUGAUACUGAAAUUCGUCCUCGAAGGCGUAGAAAUCUGUCGCUAGAGCUUGAUGGGAGAGAUACUUGGGAUUCAUUCUACCCUGAAAUCAGCCAACGGAGGUCUCCGGAUUGGAGUUUUAGUGGGACAGGUCUUAUGGAACACGUACAUGGGAUCCAAUCCAGGCCAAGAACAUGGAUGCAAUACAGGCCAGGGUAUCCUUUUCGUGAACCAAUCGAACCCCUUUCGCAAUCUGAAAACCCAGUUCCUCCCCUUGUUGAUCACAGGGACUUUUUUUUGGGGCCAGGCCUAAACGAGUUGAUUGAGCAAUUGACACAAAAUGACCGCCCAGGGCCACCACCAGCUCCAGAAAUCACCAUUGAUGCCAUACCAACUGUAAAAAUCGAGGCAAGUCAUUUGUUGAAUGACUCUCAUUGUCCGGUUUGCAAGGAAGAGUUUAAAGUUGGAGGGGAGGCAAGGGAGUUGCCUUGCAAGCACAUAUACCACAGUGAAUGUAUCGUGCCAUGGUUAAGGUUACACAACUCCUGUCCAGUUUGUCGAAAGGAGUUGCCGGUUAAUAGUGAAAGUAGUGCUCAAGAUGAAGAUGAGUGUGAGGAUGGAGGGGGUAGGAGGGGAAGGUGCUUGAGGUGGAGGAGGCAGUUGUCAUCUUUAUGGCCAUUUCGCGCUAGGUAUGGGAGGAUUAGUCCUCACGGAGAGGUUGCCGGUACCUCUCAAGGAGGGCAAAGCUAAUUCUGCGGAUAAUAUAUCGUUUUAUGCGACUACUGUUGUAGCCUUAAAGCUUCGCAGUUGUCUCUGGUUUGGUUGAUGAAAAAUAUUGUUUCAAGAGCAAAAUGAAAAGAAAUUGAAGAAUAAAUUAUUUGGCAUGCACUUUGUUGUACAGGCGUGAAGUUUUAUUUAUUUGCAAAGAACAUAAGGGAACCACCAAAGCUAAUUAUUUAUUUAUUUAUUUAUUUUCUUCGCUUAAGAAGCAGUUCUGGAUUAAUGGUAAAGCACUCAAAGUUGAGUCCUUGAGAAUGGCAGAUCCCAUG
Populus euphratica (Euphrates poplar) is the source of this 1484-nucleotide messenger RNA. RefSeq names its product RING/U-box superfamily protein. Gene Ontology annotation, biological process: protein ubiquitination. The coding region runs from base 121 to 1185 and encodes 354 amino acids. Gene Ontology annotation, cellular component: cytoplasm. The record is from RefSeq and is a predicted model, not a curated record. Gene Ontology annotation, molecular function: ubiquitin protein ligase activity. NCBI's taxonomy places the organism in Eukaryota, Viridiplantae, Streptophyta, Magnoliopsida, Malpighiales, Salicaceae. The transcript has 2 exons.